AUGCCUCAAGCAGAGUCCGGAAACUCGUCUGCCUUCAGUUUACAAGAAAAGUUCAGAGCUGGAAAUGUGGACGCUGGAGAGAAAGUUGCGUUCGGAUAUGGAAUUAUUCAUAGGGAAAGAACUUAUGUUUACAUGCAAGACGACCCCUGUCCAUAUCAAAUCGUCGUUGUUGGACCAAUAAACAAGCAGCAUGGUCAAUACGAAUACGUGAUUCUAUCCAACUGGGCAAGAUUCCCAAUGAUAGGUCUUGUUCGGGACCUUCGCAAAUUCUAUGCUGAGUACAAGGACCAAGUAGAGACCGACUUGGAAAAAGCUGGUUUUAUGGAUGAUGUAACGGGAAGCAACCCAAUCCAUUACGCCGAUUGGUCAAAGUGCCGGAAAGCAACUCCUAUCAACUAUCUUUCCAAUGUAUUGACAGAUUUGUUUGGAUAA
Messenger RNA from Caenorhabditis briggsae, 432 nucleotides. It is a transcript of the gene Cbr-lpr-7, whose product is annotated as Protein CBR-LPR-7. The coding region runs from base 1 to 432 and encodes 143 amino acids. The transcript has 4 exons. NCBI's taxonomy places the organism in Eukaryota, Metazoa, Nematoda, Chromadorea, Rhabditida, Rhabditidae. The record is from RefSeq and is a predicted model, not a curated record.